AUGGAGAUGAAACAACCAGUGAUGAUGAAUCGAGACCAUGAGGAGCAGGAGAAAGAACAGGAGUCACAAGAGAACGGCCGACUGGUUGCGGACAGUGUUCCAGAGAAGGAACAGAAGUCAGUCUCAGGGUCUGGGCAAGUCUCCAACGGUUACCCGAGCACAUCCCCACAAAGCCCGAGGGAAGGUGCAGGUGCCGGGAUGGACAGAGGGAUCGCGGCUGGAACGUUCAGGACUCUGGUGGUCCAGCAGACCAGUCUGGAUCCACCUAGGGAGACCUGGAGCAAAAAGAUGGACUUCCUGCUGUCAGUCGUUGGGUAAGCGGUGGACCUGGGGAACGUGUGGCGCUUUCCAUACAUCUGCUACCAAAACGGAGGGGGGGCUUUUCUUCUGCCAUACCUGUUGAUGGCCGUGUUCGGUGGCGUGCCUCUCUUCUACAUGGAGCUGGCGCUGGGCCAGUUUCAUCGCAGCGGGUGUAUCUCCAUUUGGAAACAUAUCUGCCCCAUCUUCAAGGGUAUUGGCUUUGCCAUCUGCAUCAUUGCAUUGUACAUUGCCUUCUACUACAACACCAUCAUGGCCUGGGCUCUCUACUACCUCCUGUCCUCCUUUCGCUCCACAUUGCCCUGGACCACCUGCAACAAUUGGUGGAACACACCGAACUGCACCCGAUACCUGUCCACUGACUUAAACAUCUCAUGGACCGAUAACUCCAUAUCUCCCGCUGAGGAGUUCUAUGUACGGCAGGUGUUACAGGUACAUCUGUCCCCUGGUCUUCAUCAGCUGGGCUAUGUGAGCUGGCAGCUGGCCCUCUGUCUACUUUUCAUCUUCACCAUUGUCUAUUUCAGCAUCUGGAAGGGGGUCAAGACCUCAGGCAAGGUAGUAUGGGUGACGGCUACCUUCCCUUACCUGGUGUUGCUGAUCCUGUUAAUAAGAGGAGCCACCCUGCCCGGAGCCUGGAGAGGAGUUGUCUACUACCUGAAACCUGACUGGAGCAAACUUCUCAGCACUACAGUUUGGCUUGACGCAGCUGCACAGAUCUUCUUCUCUCUGGGUCCAGGCUUUGGUGUUCUUCUAGCCUUCGCCAGCUACAAUCCAUUUCAUAACAACUGCUACAAAGAUGCUUUGGUGAUCAGCUCUGUCAACUGUUUGACCAGUUUCUUGUCAGGCUUCGUGAUCUUCACAGUGCUGGGCUACAUGGCUGAGAUGCGUCAGCAAGGUGUGGAAGCUGUAGCUAAGGAUGCAGGUCCCAGUCUGCUGUUCAUCAUCUACGCCGAGGCUAUUGCCAAUAUGCCGGCUGCCACGUUCUUCGCCAUUAUAUUCUUCCUCAUGAUAAUUAUGCUGGGGCUGGACAGCACGUUUGCAGGUCUGGAAGGGGUAAUUACCGCCAUGUUGGACGAGUUUCCUCACCUGUUGGCCAAGAGGAGAGAAUGGUUUGUUCUGGGCCUGGUGUGUGUCUGUUACUUGGGUGCCCUGUCCACUCUCACCUAUGGAGGGGCAUUUGUGGUUAAACUAUUUGAGGAGUAUGCCACAGGCCCCGCUGUUAUCACUGUAGUCUUCUUGGAGGUCAUCGCUGUUUCCUGGUUCUAUGGGACGACACGUUUUUGCAAUGACGUGAAACUGAUGAUUGGCUUUUCCCCUGGUCUGUUCUGGAGGGUCUGCUGGAUAGCCAUCUGUCCCUGCUUCCUGUUGUAUAUCAUUGGGAGUUUCCUGGCAUUCCCUCCAGAGGUGAAUCUGUUUGGCUACCUGUACCCUUUCUGGACCACGGUGCUGGGCUACUGCAUCGGGUUGUCUUCCUUUAUCUGUGUGCCUUCUUACAUGGUCUACCAUCUGCUCACCACCAAAGGGACCAUCAAACAGCGCCUGCUCAAGAGCAUCACUCCUGAGCCUCCGGGGAACAGCGGCCAUCCCAGAGACACAAUCGUUGUUACCAACGCCGUGUGACGCUAAGUCAUUUCGCCUGCUGGACAUGUAGCACAAACGCAGGGGACCCUGUGACCCCUGUAAGGGCCCCAGCUGACCUCACUUCACACCUCACCCCAGAGGAGUCCGAGUACUGUGUUAUGGUGAGGCCAGGCCUCUGAAUACAGAAAUAGUUUUCUUUCUAUGCCAUUUGUUUUAUGUGACCACUGUCAUAUGUUCGUUGACUGCGGUGGCUUCGCUGUGGCAGGUUCAUAAAAUGACCGAGUUUGUGGUUUUGUCCUUCCGUUCCGUGUCAGUUUUAGGAUCACCAUAGCCCAUUUAUUGAUGACUAUGGCAUGAAUUCACGACUGUAUGUAUAUCUGUUAAGCAGAGUUUGUGUUAAGAAUGGGAACAGAUUGCGCACAGAUUGGUUCAAUUUAUUUUAUGUUGAUAUAAACUUUAUGUAGAGUGUUUUUGAUCAUUUGGUUAUUAUAUAGAACAUUAUGCUUUAUAAAGAUUAUUAUAUUAUAGUUUUAUAUUUGUGACCAAUUUCAGGUGUUUUACACGUAUUCUUAUAAAAAGCCAAAAAUCAUUUGUUGACAUCUUUAUUGUUGUUACAGGACUUCAAAGAAGCUGUUUGUGGUUUAGAAACUGAAUGCAUCACUAAAUAUUGGUACAUUGUUUUAUGUGUAUACACAUAUUAUUUUAUAGUUUUCUUUUAUGGUUCGAAUGUGGACGGAGGGGGUUGGAAAAGGUAAAUAUUUUUAUGAGAGAGGCAAGGCUUCAAAUGAGUUGAGUUUUGGACGUCCAUGCAGAUGUGCUUGUGUUUUUGCACAGGUGUGUUUGUGAGUGAGCAUGUGUGAGUUUGAGAUCAGCAAGCUCUAAAUGGAUCAGUUAUAAAGUGUUUAGCCUUUAGCAGGGGUUUUCCAACUGUUCUGCAUUUAUUUGUGCGAGCAUUAAAUGCUUUUUCAUUAUUUACAACUGGACUUUGUUGACCCACAGCAUUUACAAGAAUGUUACCAAAUGUUGAGGAUGACGGGACCAAAUGUAAAAUCGAUCACUGAAAAUUCCAAAUUUACAUUCUGCUAACAUGAAAACUGGGGAAUCAUGUUUUCUUCCCUUGUAUAUAAAGGUUACAGACAUGAACAUUUAUUUUUUCAUUUUUCUUUUGUGUGUUACACAAUGUAGCAGAAACCAAAUACUUACAGUAUGUUCUUGUUCCAAAUGCUUUAAUCCUCCAUACAUUUUUUUCAUAAGACGUGACUGGACAUCUAGGUAUGUGCGUGUGUAUUUUGUGAGUUUUGCUAUUCAUGUGGCCCGGCAUUCUGUACAUCGAUGGUCAGUUCUGUCAGUGUGUGUGCAUGUCGUAGACACGAGUCUAUAUUGUGCAGCUGUGUGGUGUGUGCGCGUGUGUGUGUGUGUGUGUGUGUGUGUAUGUAUGUGUGCGUGCGUGCGUGCGUGCGUGUGCAUGUGCUUCAAUCCAAUCAAUCCUUCCCUUCUUAACAGAAUUUAUUAUUCUGUCUAUCAAAGUAUUGAAAAUCUAUUGUACUUUAUAAAGUCUAACUAUGAAAUAUGUAUGUCUCAAAGACCGUUAAGAGAAAACAUGUAUAGUACAAAGUCAUAUAUGAAUUAUUAGAGAUAUAAAAUAAA
Molecule: messenger RNA, 3546 nt
Organism: Triplophysa rosa
Lineage: Eukaryota; Metazoa; Chordata; Actinopteri; Cypriniformes; Nemacheilidae
Gene: slc6a4a
Product: solute carrier family 6 member 4a
Exons: 13
Biological process (GO): serotonin uptake; sodium ion transmembrane transport
Cellular component (GO): neuron projection; membrane
Molecular function (GO): serotonin:sodium:chloride symporter activity; serotonin binding
Source: RefSeq, a predicted model, not a curated record